AGUGAAAAAUUGGGUUAUGUAGAAAUUUUAAUCAUCGUUUUUUUGUUAUUUUUUUUAAUAGAACAUAGAAAAAUUUAAUGUUUUAGAAGAUGGAGAACGAAUGCUCACAUUCAGGUCACCCAUGGAGGUUGUACGGGAAUUGGAAAGACAUUACUCCAAAAUUUCAGGAAGCUGUUAAAGAUUUAAAAUUAGGUGAAUUAUUGCACGAUGAACUAUUCGGCCUGUUCGAAGCAAUGUCUGCAAUCGAAAUGAUGGAUCCGAAAAUGGACGCAGGAAUGAUGUGCAUUAGAGGCGCUAGAAAAAUUGUAUCAUUUGAUCAAGCGUUACAAGAUAACAUCUUAAAGUUAGAUGGUUUUAAUACCAACGAGUUAAUUGGUAUAAUAGACAGUACGUUUGCUUGUUUGGUAUCAUGGCUAGAAGGGCAUUCUUUGGCUCAAACAGUUUUUAUUAACCUCUACCUUCACAAACCUUAUAUGAUAGAGCAUAAAAUUCUGAAGGCAUUUUGCAUUGCCAUCUAUAAAGUAUUGGAAGUAAUUAAAGACUUAGUACAUAAUGGUAUGGUCUAUGAGGAAGAGGACUUCCAGCCAAUGCAAUAUGGCUAUCACUUGAAUCCCGAAAUAUCUGAGCAACGUCUAAUUGGUAUGCUUAGAGAAAUUGAAGAGGAUCUUGAUAGAAAGACUAGAAAUAAACCAGAUCAUGAAAUACAAGCUUUAUUUGCAAGAAUUAAAUUUUUAAGGUUAUUUUUGCAAAUUUUGAUAUCUUUCAGAAAGGAAGAUCAGCCGACUAUAUCAGAAAGCCAUAGAUUAAUGACUAGUUGUCUAGAUAUGCUGUUUAUAGUUCAAGAGACCGUUGAUGUUGGAAUCAAAAGCGAAGAUCCUGAUAAUGAACACAUUAUAGGGUUCGAACCCUCAAUAAACCAACGUCUGUUGCCUCCCACUUUUCCUAGGUACACAAAAAUUAAAUCGAGGUCCGAGGCUGUAGCUUAUUUUAUCGAAAUGGUUGAAAGAUUCAAAGUUGUUAGUAAAAUACAAAUGAUCACAUCGUUACAUCAAGCUCUUGAUUUCUUCAUCGAUUUUAGCAAAUCUAGUCCUUGUAUUCUAUCGAGGUCUGCCUUACAGCUACUAUAUCCUGGUACAAUUCCAGCACACAUUAAAGAUUUGCUUAGGGAUGCUGUAAAAUCGUUCAUUUGUCCUCCAGCUUUGCUUUCAAAAUUUUUAUUAAACAAUGCACAGGCGAAACAUUACGUUGACACGUUUUUGUCUCAUUGUUCGAAGCCUUUUAUAAACUUCCUUCAGUUAUGCGGACACAACAGGGCUCGUCAGAGAGACAAGCUGGCUCAUCUACUAGAAGAUUUUACUGCUUUGCAGGAUGAAGCGGAAAGAGUAGACGCUUACUUGCAUAAUAUAUCCAUCAAUUCUCCUCUAGCGAGGCCUCAUAUUGCGUGUUUCGGAACAUGGAUUCUGUAUCAUACUUUAAGAAUCAUGAUAAUGUACCUUUUAACUGGGUUCGAAUUAGAAUUGUACAGUGUCCACGAAUUCUAUUACAUAUAUUGGUAUUUGUUCGAAUUCUUGUACGGUUGGUUGAUCUCCGCUCUCACCAGAGCCGACAGUUUCCUAAUAGAAAACGACAUAUUCAACGAGCUGCAGAACAAAAACAAAGGCAGCAAGAAGAAGCCGAAAAUAAAAAAGAAAAUCAGGCCGUACAACAGGGACAUCCCGUACUUCCAGGCGCUGCAGAACAUGUCCGGAGGCUAUUACAAGGCGCUGAUGGGUUUCCGUUUGGAAGGUAAAAUAAUGAUGCCCCAUCCGAGAUUCGACAGCGAGCAGGUGCGUUACGAGCAUCGCUUCGCGCCCUUCCAGAACCUCCUCACUCCGCCGCCUGUCGUUUACUCGGAAUUCAGGGAGAUGACCUCCUUCGAGAGGUUCCAGCAGCAGCCGGUCGAUAGUUGCGUGCUCUACAUAGCGGGCUGCAAGCACUUCCACCAGGCCAGGCAGUUGCUCGAAGGCCUUACGCAGGACGCCGAGAUAGCGGAUUUAGUGACUAUAUGUAAAACGAAUUUUAUCGUGUUGAAAUUGCUGGCGGGCGGCCAUAGGAAGGAUUGUACCAAACCGCCCGAAUUCGAUUUCUCUAGGAACAAAUAUUUUCCCAUUAUGAAAAUAAAUUAAAUCUUGCCGAAUGUUGUAAUGAUCUUAUUGGAGUAUCGACGCGGAUUUGGAACGGUGUAUUGACGAUUUGAAUGUAUAAUAUCGCUUUAAGUAAUUAAUUACCAAAGGCAAGAAUAAAUGUAACUUAAGUAAAACUCGAUUGUGUUAGUUAAAUGGUUAAAUCUUCUGUAAUGAACUUUCUCCUUGUGUUUACUGUAAUUUUUAAAAUUCAAUAGAGUUUUUAGGUUUUGUUAAUUUAAAAUCAGUUUUUAUCGUUUUACUCUAAUCGAAAAUAAUAAGUUAUUGCUUGUAUUUACAAGCCUCAUAAUCAACUUUUUAUUAUUAUUAUCAUUGUUAUAUUGUUUUAUAAUAAUAUAGAGCUAGAUAGCAAAGAUAAUAUUAAAUGGCUGGCUAAAUAUGGGUGUAAAAAUUGCGAAUAAGAAUGAUCAUGACAUUCUACCAAUCAAAUUUCUUAAAACAAUUAAAUGGGUCUUAAAAUAUAAAAUAGACCACGUUGUGAAUUCGAUUGAUGUAGAAAAUUUUUAAGUAGUAAUUUAGGUAAGUCUACCUAUGUUUCGAUUAUCAAAUAUUCUUCAUCAAUAAUUUUACGACUAAAGAAAUUCCGUAAUUGGACAAUCUAGUCAAUAUAUUUCGUAUAGUGGACUGCUAUAAUGAUUUUUAGGAAAAGGAUGAUUGAAUUGUACUAUUCUUUAUUUGUAUGUUUUAUAAUCCUUUUUGUUAAUAAAUAUGUUUUC
Molecule: messenger RNA, 2899 nt
Organism: Phyllotreta striolata
Lineage: Eukaryota; Metazoa; Arthropoda; Insecta; Coleoptera; Chrysomelidae
Source: the annotation of a GenBank genome assembly